AUGCUGUGAUAGCUGGGAUAUUUGUACUAAUGUCCAUAUUUGUUCUCACGGCACAGACACACCCAUUCUUUCAACGAAAGCUAAACAUGGAGGAAUGGCAGGAUUACCUUGACGACGAAUUUCAACCGGAAGACAUGGAUGCGUUUUACGACGACGGAUUAUAUUACUAUGACACGAUAGCAGCUGACAUCCCGCAAUCACAAAAUAAAACUAGAUUCCCUCGACCUUUCACUACCGUUCAAUAUUUGGUCAUAAUGGAUUACGUGACGACGGCCUUCUUUACAUUAGACUUAAUGAUGAGAUUUCUUGUAUGUCCAUAUAAACUGAAAUUCAUAUUUGAUUUCUUCAACUUGAUGGAUCUGAUUGCGUUGGUGGCAGUUUUUGUUCACGUGACCAUUGAAGGGAUUCUAACAAAAGAACGGUACCGGGCAAGUCUUUUGGACCUAGUGCUUGCAUUCCAAGUACUUCGUAUCCUCCGUUUUCUCAGAAUGAUAAAAAGAGUUCGUGGUUUUCGAGUGUUGGUCUAUGCCAUGCGCGUGGGAUUUCGAGAACUAAUGACCGUCGCCAUGUUUGUGUUCCUGGCUGUCAUAUCGUUUGGGUGUAUAAUCUAUUUCUUGGAUGGCAAAACUCGAAUCAAACAUAUCCCAGAUGGCAUUUACUGGGCCCUAAUCACAGUCACAACGGUCGGGUAUGGGGAUAUUGUUCCGGGAACACCCCAGGGCAAGCUUGUUGCAUGUUGUUGUGCGCUACUUGGCGUUUUGCUGACAGCUGUAACUGUUCCUGUUUUUGUGAAUAAUUUUGUUCUGUAUUAUUCUCAUGCCAGUGUGUUGAGUUUACAAGAAGAUAUAAAAAAGAACCCACGGCUUCAUCCAAGUCACGUGCAACCAAACGUACGCGUCAUCACUAUACCAUCACUAUCCAACAAAAAGACAGCGUGUAAUAAGACAUGUCCAGUGACAGAUUAGCGGAUUAUGAACCGGCCUUGACCUUAGACCACACAGUGUAUGCGUCAUGGCCUGAACUAUUUCCAUAUAUCAAUGUCUUAAAAAGCUGGGGUUAGUCUUAUCCAUUUCUCCGCUUUUUGUUCGUAAUUCUUGCCUAAUGCUUUUGAUGUCAUCUUCCCGGCGUCAAGGUAACCAAGUGCAACAUUGUAUUUUGAGCCGUUUAUUAUGUUGACCAAAGAGUAGUUAAAAGAUGCCCCCAUGGUGUCAUCUCUGUGUUGGUGCUGAUUCAAAUUCUAUUGCGCACAAUCGAGCUUUCUAAUUAAAACAGCUCAACUUCCGUUUCGUUUAAUCUAGCGUGAUUUGGAAAUAACUGCAGCUGUAAUUAAACCAUCGAUUUUUACAUCAAAAUCCCCUGAACAUAGGCCUACAACACAUUGUAAAAGUCAGAUGUGUGUCUACCUCUCAACCUAAAUUAGUCGUAUCUCAACAUUUGUCUCUACCUCUCGACCUUAGAUUUUAAAUGUCCACAAUUCAAAAGAAAUCAACAUAGUAAAUUUAAAUAAAUUGACUCUUUAUUUAAUCUUUAAGAGGAAUUUCAGUCCAAAAAUGGCUAGAUUCCGUUCAGUAUUUAUAAAGAUAUGUGGAAUUGACAUUUCAUUAGCCCAUGCUGCUCGACAGGAACAAGACGUCGCCAUCUUUAGUCGGUAGCGGAGAAACAUGAAGGGCCUAUUUUAAAUCCGAUUGAAUUCAAGCUUGGAGAUUAUCUAGCGAUGGUAUUUUUGUUUUCUUUAUCAAAUGUUAAAAAAAUCCAUCUGAGUACAUAUUAGCGUGAAUUAAGCCGUAAAAAAGUUGAUAUUUUAGCGGAAAUGAAAAUGGCGCAUCGGAACUUGAACCCAAUUGAAACUUUAUUUAAAUGCAUCCUUCAUUUAACCCAAAAUAUCCUUUUAUUUAGCCCAAAUGGACACUUGUAGACGUCUACAUGUGAUUUUAAUAGCUGAUUAGAAAUCGAUACGUGGCUCUAAAACGUAGACUGACUGCCACUAUUUGCUUCGCUUGAGUUAUUCUCAAAGUGUGAUAGUCCCCAUGGAUGCAGAAUGACCAGAAAUCGAUACAUCGCCUUGUAACACUUUUAUUAUAAUCGAGGGAAUUGGAUGACCGAAUGGUUAGCGCGUGCACGUUGUGUAUCAUAAGGUCUGUCAUUGAGUCAACUGCGUGGUUUCGAUUCCCCUGUUGUACGUAACAAGGAGUAGAGUCGCCUGUCCAACCUCGUGAGUUUUCUCCGGAUCUUCCGGGUAUCCCCCACUGCUAAAGACCCCUACGCCAGCAAAUUAUUGAAAUAAAACUGAACUUUAUGUUAGACCCGAAAUGAACUAUUUUGUGUCGAGUGGACGUUAAACCCCAUUUCUCGCUCUCUUCAUUAUUAUCGAAUGUUUUUGUUUUUUUUUGGUUUUUUUAUUUCGCCAAAGAACUGUAAACAAACAAAACUUCUUUUAGGAUGUAUGUUUUUAAUAUUUACAUAGAUAUUUUUUAAUAUGUCAUAUCCGUUCCGUGU
This is a messenger RNA of Patella vulgata (common limpet), 2496 nucleotides long. RefSeq names its product potassium voltage-gated channel subfamily C member 1-like. Gene Ontology annotation, cellular component: membrane; voltage-gated potassium channel complex. The record is from RefSeq and is a predicted model, not a curated record. Lineage: Eukaryota; Metazoa; Mollusca; Gastropoda; Patellidae. The transcript has a single exon. Bases 30 to 965 code for a protein of 311 amino acids. Gene Ontology annotation, molecular function: delayed rectifier potassium channel activity. Gene Ontology annotation, biological process: potassium ion transmembrane transport.